AGACAGUUGUGAGUGACAGCUUGUUACCGACUGUAAAUGGUUUGUAAUUUCAUUCCUCGCGAGUUUUCAUUGCUAACAAGGCGCUUACAGCUUACAAGUCAAUCGAGCUCAACCCGACAAACUCAAAGAUACCCGCUAACAAGACAGACAUCCCCAUUUGGAAAACAACUUGUACGUUGAUUUAAUGGCUUAUUGGACUGGCCCAAACUCGACGAAGGAGUCUACCUUGUAGCGAUGAAGAAUCGAGAGAAAAUCCCUUGGAAAGUAAGACAAUCCUCAAGCACAUUUUGCUGAUGAACCCAAAAUGUUGGUGGUAUCAAAGACGUAGUUGGGCCUACAUCUUAAACGGAACAUACUGACGAUCUUCUGUCUACGAUCCAAGGCCGAUGACUUAGGGAAUAUCUUGUGAUUCGCUCGACUUAAAUCCCAGAGAGGUCUUGGGCCGGUCAGCACAGAUCGCGUAAAGAGCCGAAGAUCGCCUUGUCUGUACGUCUAUCAAAACCUUCGCAAGCCGCAUACGCCGGUUGACAAUCAAACACAGAGUUUGUCUGAGAGCCCAAAGUCAUCUUAAUAGGACUUUGAGGACUUCUUGACACCAAGAGAACCCGCUAAGUCACUCGCGAUGAGUUUUGAAAGCCAAGGAUUCCGUGUAGUUAUCCCUGGUGGUUACCCUUCAGUGCACGUGUGUAAAGCGCCGUAUUCCUUUGCCAACAGCACUAACAACACUACUAGUAUAGUGAUCUCAACCAGGACUACCUCACUGGAAGAUGGAAGUGACUCAGAGAUUGAAUACACUGAAGCAAUUGAAAUCCCUCUACUGCCGAAGCGCCGCAGAAGUCGAACUAACUUUGACUCCUGGCAGCUGGAAGAGUUGGAAAAGAUCUACCACCAUAACCAGUACCCGGAUGUGUUCACGCGAGAAGCCCUGGCACUGAAACUCGACCUUCUCGAGUCUCGAAUACAGGUCUGGUUCCAGAAUCGUCGUGCUAAAAUGAGACGAGAAGAAAAAGUGAAAGCUGUGCCGGGAAGACGGAGGAAAACCGAGGCCGAGCGAGCAAACAAAGAGUACCUUCUUUCCUCUUCCGGCGAGACCUCUAUUAGCCCCACCCCACCCCCAAGAAAACAAAGCAACCAUUCAAACUCCUUCAGCAUUGAGAGUAUCCUCAGGCGCAAGGAUCCCCCGAGAGGGGAGGUGUCAGUCAUGGAAAAAUUAUCCAGCUUAGUCGACGGUAUACCUGUGGUGGAUAUUGAGGAAAAUGAGGAACUGGAACGGAACGCUGGGAGUCAUAACGUUGUUGGUAUUCCAUCAAUGUUUGAAGAAAGGCGUGCGGAAGGUAUUCAUAGAAGCACAGACGUGCGAAUUAGGGAGGAACGGAACGGGACGCCGGAUUGUACAGAAAAUUAUUCAGGCAAUGGAACCUUAGGAGCUCUGUCAAAAACACAAGACACGUCACGCACACAUGUCACACAAUACGCGCCGUACACGCAUGUCACGAAACAUCAUCCACGUGAUAAUACACGCAAAGACACAUCACCACAUACAAGUCACCAACCGGAAGUAAACACAACUGAAUUUUUCACUCAGUCACAACCGGAAUUAGCUGUAUCCAGGAAAUCCCCUAUAGCUGCGCCUGUUCCACUCAGAGUAGGUCAGCGGCACUUAGACUCGUACGCAUGCGUUACAUCAACGCUUUCCUACGAACAAACAAGCACGAGAAGACUUGAAACUAGGAAUGAAGAAAUGAGGUCACGACAAGCUCUACCAUUACCUGGGGACGAACAAACGAGGUCGCGACCAGCUGAAAUCGCACCUAGGGACGAACAAAUGAGGUCAACAAGGUCGCACAUUGAGGACGAGAGGGCGCAAUUCGUCUAUAUAAGGUCGCAAAUGCAGUGCAAUAGCAAAAUCAUGCGGAGUUCACGGAUCGCGGCUGACAAAAGGCGUUUAAAUGGAGCUUCAUGUAUAGGAAGCGUAGAGCCGUCCACAUCGCAGCAAAGCGCGCGACCAGAAUGUGCAUCACAUUAUUCGGAUGACGAAGAUUUGCCAGUGACCGCGCGAACAUUGACCGCAGGACCAUGUAAUAGGGAUUUAAUACCGGAACAAACUCGACCAGGAAAUAAGAGGGCGCGUCGUGAGGACGAGGAAAAGCAAUCUGUCGGCGAGAAGACCGCGGAUAUUCCACUCACGCAUUACAAUUUUAGGCCUUCACGCCGACACGAGCUUAGAGAAAAAGAGGGUGGCGUGACUGAUACAGAUUUGCUUAAUCGAGAGGGUGACAUGGAACUAGAUAAGAGCAAGAGGGUAGGGAUAGUUAGACAUGAGCUUGAAGGUAUCCCUGUGGCACAAGGCGAACGAGGUGAAAACAGGAGAGUGGGGAUAGUUAGACAUGAGCUUGCUGGUAUCCCUGUGGCACAAGGCGAACGAGGUGAAGACAGGAGAGUGGGGAUAGGUAGACAUGAGCUUGAUGGUAUCCCUGUGGCACAAGGCGAACGAGGUGAAGAAAGGAGAGUGGGGAUAGGUAGACAUGAGCUUGAUGGUAUCCCUGUGGCACAAAGCGAACGAGGUGAAGACAGGAGAGUGGGGAUAGGUAGACAUGAGCUUGCUGGUAUCCCUGUGGCACAAGGCGAACGAGGUGAAGACAGGAGAGUGGGGAUAGGUAGACAUGAGCUUGCUGGUAUCCCUGUGGCACAAGGCGAACGAGGUGAAGACAGGAGAGUGGGGAUAGGUAGACAUGAGCUUGAUGGUAUCCCUGUGGCACAAGGCGAACGAGGUCAAGAAAGGAGAGUGGGGACAGGUAGACAUGAGCUUGCUGGUAUCCCUGUGGCACAAGGCGAACGAGGUGAAGAAAGGAGAGUGGGGACAGGUAGACAUGAGCUUGCUGGUAUCCCUGUGGCACAAGGCGAACGAGGUGAAGACAGGAGAGUGGGGAUAGGUACGCGUUUACUUGGCGAAUUUGAAAGCUUUCGAUCAUCAAGUAUCUUAGCGUUGAGAACCCGCGCAGAGCAGCACAUGAGGCAGCUGAAUGUCUGCUAGAUGACGACGACGCGGGUCAGACGACGACGCGGGUUAGACGACGACUGGGUCAGACGACGACGAGGUCAGAACGACGACGUGGGUCAGACGACGACGUGGGUUAGACGACGACGUGGGUUAAUUGCCGAGGCGGUUAAAAGUGAUUUCUACUAGAUUGCGACGUGUAUUAGAUAAAGUGUUACUAGAUGAUGACGUGUUACUAGACGAUGACGUGUACUAGAUAAUGACGUGUACUAGAUGAUGACGUGUUACUAGAUGUCUUCCAGAUGACGUGGUGAUGAUACACCACGCGCUGAAUCGAUGACUUAUUCCUAUGGACUGCGUUUACUAGAUAGCCUAGAUAAAGACUUCCGUUCACAAACUUCUUAUAUUAUUUACGAGAUUUUGAAUGUUUGUAAGGUUUACUAUUUUGCUCAUCUAUUUAAAAAUAAUGAAUAUGAAUCUAGAAAAAUA
This is a messenger RNA of Nematostella vectensis (starlet sea anemone), 3487 nucleotides long. RefSeq lists its product as uncharacterized. Lineage: Eukaryota; Metazoa; Cnidaria; Anthozoa; Actiniaria; Edwardsiidae. The record is from RefSeq and is a predicted model, not a curated record. Gene Ontology annotation, molecular function: sequence-specific double-stranded DNA binding; DNA-binding transcription factor activity, RNA polymerase II-specific. Gene Ontology annotation, biological process: regulation of DNA-templated transcription. The coding region runs from base 623 to 3034 and encodes 803 amino acids. The transcript has 3 exons.